Molecule: messenger RNA, 1472 nt
Organism: Mollisia scopiformis
Lineage: Eukaryota; Fungi; Ascomycota; Leotiomycetes; Helotiales; Mollisiaceae
Product: glycoside hydrolase family 28 protein
Exons: 4
Coding region: 243-1472 (409 amino acids)
Biological process (GO): carbohydrate metabolic process
Molecular function (GO): polygalacturonase activity
Source: RefSeq, a predicted model, not a curated record
AUUCGGCUUCCUCUUCUCUGCCACUGUAUUCAGCCUAGAAUCAUUAGUUGCUCGGUCGGCAGCCCUUCCGGUUCGUGGGAGAAUCCAUCAAAAGAUACGAGGAUCCUGGUACGGCGUACUUGAGCCGCGGGUUAAUAUCAAGCUGCAGAAUUGGCAAGCCUCUAGUGUUCAUACGGCGAAGUUGCAUCAAGCGGAGGCUGACUUGGUUGUUCCCGUUCACUGCGCUCUUUGUAUAUCUCACUAUGUUCGAGCGUUUCAAAAGUCCAUUGUCUCCAAUCUCGAUCCCCAUCUUCAUCUUCUUCCUAAGCUACGCAACCUCAGCAUUUGCCCUAACAUGCCAAGUCGCAGGCGGUACAUCCGACGACGCACCGGCUAUCUCAGCCGCGCUUUCGAGUUGCAAUAAUGGCGGGACCGUAGUGCUUGAUAAGACCUACACUAUUGGCACUGUUCUCCAGGCCAUGGCUUUGAAUAAUGUGGCUAUUGAGCUAUCGGGGAUAAUUAAGUUGAGCCCUGAUAUAUCGUAUUGGAAGGCAAAUGGCGUUAAGUUGACGUAUCAAUCUGCGUUUACAGCGUGGACGAUUGGUGGGGAGGGGAUUCAUGUCUACGGUGGCGGCACUUUUAAUGGGAGUGGUGAUACUUGGUAUGCAGCUGGAGAAACGGGUCCAAUUCCGUGGACUAUCUAUAACGCCCAGAAUGUCCUGGUUGAGAAUAUCAAUAUGGUUCAAUCGCCGUUUUGGCAUAAUUUCAUUUAUCAGAGCUCGAAUGUUGAGUUUAAUAAUAUUAAUCUGAAUUCGAUUCAGACGGACGGGUCGCAGGCUCAUAAUACUGAUGGAUGGGAUAUCUACCGCAGCACCAACAUCUCAAUAACAAAUAGCCACAUAGUCAAUGGCGAUGACUGCGUCUCCCUGAAACCAAACUCAACAAACGUCCUGGUCCAAAAUCUCUAUUGCCAAGGUUCGCACGGUAUCUCCAUGGGUUCCGUGGGCCAGUAUGCUGGCGUCCAAGACAUUAUCGCCAACGUCCUAGUGAAGAACAUCACAAUGGUGAACGCCAAAAAUGGAGCACGCAUCAAAGCCUUCGGUGGCUCUUCUUCGGCUACUUCUACCACGGGAGGCGGAAAUGGAUAUAUCCAGAAUAUCACGUUUCAAGAUUUCAGAUGCGAGAAAGUUGGCUUGCCGAUAGUGAUAGAUCAGUGCUAUGAGACGUCGACGGCGAAGUGUAAGAAGUAUCCGUCUAAGGUGUUAAUUAAUGAUAUUCAUUAUAUUAAUGUGACGGGCACGGGGACAAAGAGUAAGGAAGUUGUGAGUUUGGUUUGUUCGAAUGUGUGUCAAGGGAUUACGGCGACGGGGACGAAGUUGGUGGGCGCGAGUGGGAGUGCAGAGUAUGUUUGUAGGAAUAUUGGGAGUGCGGGGAGUUUGGAUUUUCAGUGUGAGAAUGCGACGACGAGUGAUAAAAGUAAGCGGGAAGAGUAA